UAACAAACGAUGGCAUAUAAAUAUGUGGAGCCACAUGACAAAUAGACAAUGUAGAUAAAUGUGGCUAAAAGAAGCUAUGUUUCUUUGCUCUUCUAUCCCAACUAGAAAAAACUGCUUCUUCAUCUCCGCCACAAAUAUCCCAUUUUCUUCAUCUCCAAAUCCUCCUUUACUCCUCAGAUUUCAUACUUCUCACCGUGAAAAUCUCCGUUAUCUAAAAUCUCUUGGCAUUAUCAAGCCUGGUACGAAGACCUAUAAAACAACCCCAUCACCAGAAUCCCUUUCCCAAAUUUUAUCCACUGUCAACUUCCUCAAUUCCCAAGGCUUCUCCCAGGCUGAUAUAUCCAGAAUUGCUCUUGUUUGUGACCAUGUAUUUUCUCCUGAAUUUAAUGUUGAGUCUGUAUUUGAUUUCUUUAAGUUUGAUUUAGGUGCAACCCCAGAAGAAACUCAAGGUUUAAUUCUGCGAUGCCCUCAAAUUCUUGAAUCCAAUGUCCCCUUCUGUUUGAGACCAACAUUGCUUUAUCUUAAAGAAUUAGAUAUUGGAAACUUGAACUUGCCAACAAACUUAAAUGCUCAUCUACUGAAUACCCGAGUGGAUAAAUUGCAAGAAAAAGUUACAUUUUUACAGGGAAUUGGGUAUUCUUAUGAAGAAUCAGCCAAGUUUUGUGCUAGAUUUCCUGCUAUAUUUGGUUAUAGCAUUGAACACAACUUGUGGCCGAAGUAUGAGUAUUUGGUUGAGGAUAUGAAGAGGGAUCUUGAGGAACUGAAACUGUUUCCUCAAUAUUUUGCUUUCAGCCUUAGAAACCGGAUAGUUCCUAGACAUCUGCAUCUCAAGGAAAGAAAUGUUAUAAUUCCCUUGAAAAGAAUGUUGCUGUGGAGUGAUCAAAGAUUUUAUGCUAAAUGGAAAUGAUUUUCUUAUACAUAGCGUUGUAUCAGUAUUUUUCUUUGAAGUGACCCAAUUGUCUAGUGGUGAAAGAUGAAUUUCAUGCAUAAUGCAUCAUCUUUAAAGUAAUAGGUCUUAUCUGGUAGCUUAUUCAUUUUCCGAUCCUGACCCCUUCAUUGCACAAUUAAAGGUGUGAGAAGAGGCCAAAGGACGGUAAUUCGAGACCAACUUCCAAUCACAAAAAGAAUGAACCAUCAAAAUAGCAAAAUUUAGAAUGAGUACAACAAGCAUGGUGCCAACUUUGUAUCUCUGAACCAAGUACAUCAGGUAAAUAGUUCGACAAUAUAAUGCAAAAUAUACGGGCUAGAACUAUCAACUCUUUCCUUCGAACCAAAAAAAAAAAAAAAAGAGAGAAAACGAUAAA
Solanum pennellii is the source of this 1304-nucleotide messenger RNA. RefSeq names its product transcription termination factor MTEF1, chloroplastic. The coding region runs from base 59 to 907 and encodes 282 amino acids. Gene Ontology annotation, molecular function: double-stranded DNA binding. The record is from RefSeq and is a predicted model, not a curated record. Lineage: Eukaryota; Viridiplantae; Streptophyta; Magnoliopsida; Solanales; Solanaceae. Gene Ontology annotation, biological process: regulation of DNA-templated transcription. The transcript has a single exon.